This is a messenger RNA of Olea europaea var. sylvestris, 784 nucleotides long. RefSeq lists its product as uncharacterized. Bases 202 to 384 code for a protein of 60 amino acids. The transcript is spliced from 3 exons. NCBI's taxonomy places the organism in Eukaryota, Viridiplantae, Streptophyta, Magnoliopsida, Lamiales, Oleaceae. The record is from RefSeq and is a predicted model, not a curated record.
GGUUAUUUUUGGAACAAUUAAUCCCCUAAUUUUUUCUUUUCUUUUCUUCUAUUAAUUAUAAACAAUUUUACUUUCGAAGUUAACGGCCAUACAUAAACCCUUCUCUCCCACUCGGCGGAAUCCGUUCCCGGUAUUUCCGUCGCCUGCCGACAUAUUAUAUUAGCAGAAAAACUCCAGAGUUAAUAGUUUGUGCCAAAAGAAAUGCCUCACAGAACAAGGCCAAUGACAGCACUUUUGCUGUUCACUGGACUCAAUGCCGUGUUAGUCUCAACAAUAACUCCGGUUUAUGAUUUCGUGUGCUUCCUUCCAUACUGGGAAAGAAGGAGAGAACGUCGGCGCCAGGAACGCGAAGCUGCAUUAGCGAAAGGUUCUGGAUCAGCAUAAAAGAGAUCACAAUCAGCAAAAGGUUACUGUAGAGUUUUUCUGGGAAAAUGUGGACUUGCACAGAAGUUGUCAUAGAUCAUGUCAAGAUUUUUCCGAAGGUUUGCGACACAGAAGUUUUUAUUAGUUUGAUAAGCUGAUGGAUGAUAUUGUUAGGAGGUUAAAAGAGCGUAUGCUGAAUGUGUAUUAGCAUCCUCAACGGCGUGGGAUUUCACUUUGAUUCUAGAAAUGGGCAUAAAAACAUAAAAAAUUAAAAAAAUUAAAAGAUCUUAAUCAUAUUUGUCAUUCUAAUUUGUGUAUUCUAUUUUUCCGAUUUCCUUUGUUUUGUAUAAUCGGGUUGUGGCACGUUGACAUUCAAUGUGGAACUUUGUUAAAGAUUAUGCCAAGAAUCACAAUACGUGUU